CCCCUUGGAUUACUUUCUUUGUUGCAAGAAGAAUGUGUGGUUCCAAACGGAAGUGAUCAGUCACUACUUGAGAAACUUCUCACAACACAUUCGUCAAAUCCUGUUUUCGCCCGCUCUAAGCAGUCGGCGAGGAAUACGACGAUUGCGCACUUCUCUGUGGUGCAUUAUGCUGGUAAAGUACAAUACAACAUUGAUGGAUGGGUUGAGAAGAAUAAAGACGCUGUGGAGCGCAGUGGACUGGAUGUACUGAGUGAAAGUAAAAAACCGAUCCUGCAAGCACUUUUCCCGAAACCGAAGAAUGGAGCAGUCAGACCUCGAAAACCAUCGUUAUGUGCCAGUACAGUCUCGCACAUGUAUAAGGAGCAGUUACUGAACUUGCUUGAAACGUUGAACACCACUCGUGCACAGUUCAUUCGUUGCAUAUCACCAAAUGAUCAUCGCCAACCGGGCUUUAUCGAUUCGCAUCUGGUGCUUCAUCAACUCAGGUGCAACGGCGUUUUGGAAGGUGUCCGAAUCUGUCGCCAAGGCUAUCCAAAUCGUCUUCCAUUUGACGAAUUCAUCAACAGAUAUAAACUUCUCUCAUCAGGUGGCCAGUUUGAAGCAGACUCUGAAGGUGCUUCUCAGCUGUGUCGCAUUUUGAAACUUGAUCCAGCGCGUGCACAAAUCGGAACCACUAAAGUGUUCUGUAAAGUUGGAGUUAUAUCACAGGUUUCUUAA
Molecule: messenger RNA, 717 nt
Organism: Anisakis simplex (herring worm)
Lineage: Eukaryota; Metazoa; Nematoda; Chromadorea; Rhabditida; Anisakidae
Source: the annotation of a GenBank genome assembly